Molecule: messenger RNA, 2440 nt
Organism: Momordica charantia (bitter melon)
Lineage: Eukaryota; Viridiplantae; Streptophyta; Magnoliopsida; Cucurbitales; Cucurbitaceae
Product: putative serine/threonine-protein kinase PBL9
Biological process (GO): protein phosphorylation
Molecular function (GO): ATP binding; protein kinase activity
Source: RefSeq, a predicted model, not a curated record
AAGUAGAGUAUCAUUAUUAUUAUCUUAUGAUAUACGUCAUUUCCAAAGUUAGAAAAAGAAUAUUCAGCUGUCUAUUGAGUCGUUGAUGUCACUUUCCUUACUCGAUAAUCAUACGAUAAUAAACUAUUAAUUUUUAUAAACUAUCUAGUAAUUAAAAUAACCUAGAUAUCAUUCAUUUCAAUCAAAUCAUGACGCUGCACAAAAUAAUUGAAGCCCUAAGAAAAUGUACUGCAAAAAUAAUUGUAAUUUGAAAGGCGGUCAAGUCAACAGAUCCGCCACCGCCGUUUGACCUUUGCCAUAGCGCAGCUUCUUCUUACUUCGGCGGCUCACUCGCCGGCGACCGGGCUUUUGAGCCGCCGACGAGGAGCGGUCCCCCUUAAAUUCUUUAUUCCUCUCCUCUGAUCUACGGAAAUGGUGGUUUUCGGCCACUUGACUGGGACGCACGUGUGGCCCAUGAUUUGAAAAUGAGCUCCCGCGAUCGAGGCAUUCUUGCGAGUCUAAUCCAAUAAAGAAAAGUCAAAAGUGGAAUGCCUAUCCAUUGCCCAGCCGAGGUUUUGUCGAUUUCGCGGGGCCGAGUUGUCGUCGGCAAUCUCGUCUUUUCUUCCACUAUUGUGAUUCUGUGGAGAGGGCCGAAAUCGAACGUCUCUGAAUCGACGUUGGGAGCCUUCUGUGGGCUUAUCCUCUUGGUGUGGAGACAGAAAGAGGGGACCAAUAUGCCCGCUAAUUAAUACGAAACUUCCCACGUUCCCGGCCGCCGGGCGGCGUGCAACCCUUCUUCCCACUUGGGUAUUUUAGCCAAUCGAGUGUGAGAAUUUAGCUGAAACUUGUGGGUUUUAUUUGUUUCUAUUCAGUUAACUCUUCUACUGGUGAUUGAGCAAACAAAACAACUCUUGAAAAGGAGAACCCUCCAGCUAUUUGCACUUUUCUGUUCAUAGUGACCGACUAUGUGGGUUGCUGAUACAAUGAAAAGUGCGUGAAAGCUCUUAAGGUUGGAGUGUAUUUUGACUUACUUCUGAUGGGCAGUUGCUUAAGUGCCAAACCUAUAGCAGGAAGCGCAUAUAAUAAUACAGAGGUGAAGAACUCUAAAGCUGACAGCGAUAGCAGUAAUGGAAAGGAUGUUGGUAGUAUGACUAGCAAGAUCUCAUUGGCUUCCGUGCUGCCCGCCCCUCGGAGUGAGGGUGAAAUCUCGCAGUCCUCCAAUUUGAAGAGCUUCUCUUUUGCAGAGCUCAGUGAGGCAACCAGGAACUUCUGCCCUGAUAGCGUGCUAGGAGAAGGCGGUUCUGGUUCAGUUUUCAAGGGUUGGAUUGAUGAGCAUUCAUUUACUGCUACCAAGCCUGGAACUGGAAUGGGCAUUGCAGUCAAAAGGCUCAACCAAGAUAGUUUUCAAGGUCAGGGAGAAUGGUUGGCUGAAGUGAGUUUUCUGAGCCUACUUGUUCAUUCUCACCUUGUAAAAUUGAUUGGCUAUUGUGUGGAGGAUGAACAACGGCUACUCGUGUGUGAAUUCAUGCCUCGAGGAAGCUUGGAAAAUCAUCUUUUCUUACGGGGUUCCUAUUUUCAACCUCUUUCUUGGAGCCUCCGCUUGAAGGUUGCACUUGGUGCUGCAAAAGGGCUCGCCUUUCUCCACAGUGAUGAAAGAAAAGUGGUCUACCGUGACCUGAGGACGUCUAAUAUCUUGCUUGAUUCUGACUACAAUGCCAAACUUUCUGAUCUUGGGUUUGCCAAAGACACAGGAGCAACAGGCAGUAGCAAUGUCUCUACCAGGGCUAUUGGUACCUCAUAUGCAGCUCCAGAAUAUUUUGCCACAGGUCAUGUAACUACUUUGGCUGAUGUCUAUAGUUUUGGAGUUGUUUUACUGGAAAUGUUGUCUGGGAGGAGAGCAAUUGACAAGAAUCGGCCAUUCAGAGAACAAAAUCUUAUUGAAUGGGCAAGACCUAACCUGGCAAACAAACGUAAGAUCAAUCGAAUAAUUGACGAUCGUCUUGAAGGCCAAUAUUCAUUGGAUGGAGCCUAUAAAGUAUCUACUCUGACACUGCAAUGCCUGUCCAUUGAUCCAAAGUCUAGGCCGAGCAUGAACGAGGUUGUAACAGAACUAGAGCAGCUACAAGAUUCUACAUCCAUUAAUAGCAAUAGAAAUUCAAUACAAAACUGCAGGCCUCGUAGGCAUAGUGCUGAUGAUGCCAAUAGUAUUCGUAGUACUCACGCCCAUCCAUGGCGUCCUGUUUCCCCUGUUUAUACUUAAUCAGAUGCAGGUGAUGGUUUCACAACAGAUCUUAGGUAUCUGGCAGAUACAUAUUAUAGUUGAUUGAUUAUAAACUUCUCAUGCUAAUAGUAUCUGUUAAGCUUGGCAAUUUCUUGGUCAGUUUGUAAACACAGAAUGAAUUGUUCACUAUAAAUUCUCGUUUGAUUAUCAAAGAUUAGAUUAGAUGACUAAGUUUAUCUA